This is a messenger RNA of Anopheles merus, 2056 nucleotides long. RefSeq names its product dynactin subunit 4 (gene DCTN4-p62). Gene Ontology annotation, cellular component: dynactin complex. Lineage: Eukaryota; Metazoa; Arthropoda; Insecta; Diptera; Culicidae. The record is from RefSeq and is a predicted model, not a curated record. Bases 141 to 1796 code for a protein of 551 amino acids. The transcript is spliced from 3 exons.
CUCCCGCUCAUCUGCUCGACUUUGCAAAACCACCCAGUCAGCAGGUGGCUUUGAUGGGGGUACGGUAUUUCGUGCCAGAAAAAUCCUCGCCUGUGUAGUGCUAAUUCCGCAAAAGUGUGGCCUCUCUGCCUGCGCACAGGAUGGCGUUCUUCAAUUUGCUUAACCGCGUAGAGUACGCGUGUGUCUGUGGGCUGCUGAACCCGCUGACGAAGCUCUACUUCUGUCGCCAUUGCAUGAAGCUGCGCUGCGGUUUCUGCGUGUGUCAGGAGGUGGAUUCGAACUUUUGCUCCAACUGUCUGGAAAACAUACCGUCGUCCGAGACGAAGAUGCGCAAGAACCGCUGCAACACCUGCUUCAACUGUCCCAGCUGCCAGCAUACGCUGUCGGUGCGUGCCUCGAUCGCUACCGUACCGUUGGCUGCCGGUGCCGACUCGAAGGAAGGCUCGCCCGCCACCGAAGACGCGGCCAAGGCUGCAAAAGGCGGCAGCACCAGCACGCCGGGACCGGCGGUGAAGCAAGUCACAAAGAAGAUGUACUAUCUCGCCUGUCUGACCUGUCGGUGGAACUCGCACGACAUCGGUAUACCGGAUCAGACGGCGGCGACCGGUCAGUGGCCGGAGCCGGAGUAUCCGAACGCGACCCGGUUUGCGCUGCUGCUGGAGCACUACCAGUCGGUCGUGCUGCACGACAAGCAGGAGCGGCAGGAGCUGUGGCGGCGCAAAAUGCCGAAGAAGAGUCAGUUUCCCAACCUGACCGAUCGGACCGGGCUGACCGCGUCGAUGAUACGCCGCCAGAUGGGGUGGUCCGACGGGAAGGUGCAGCUCAAGACGACGCCGAUCCCGAUCAAGGAGUCGGUUGCUUCCGAGGAUGUGGACGAGCUCCCAGCGGAGCUGUUGCACGCCGGCGUCAAUCUGCGCACCGUCACGACGCUAACGCAGCGGCUGGCCCAGCCGGCCAAACAGUCCGCCUCGGUCAGCCAGCUGUACCCGCAGCACAAGCUGCUCUCGAUCAAAUGCUCGCUGCGCUGCCGGCAGUGUGACCACAACGUGAUCAAGUCCGAGUACAACCCGUCCUCGAUCAAGUACCGCAUCGCGCUGUUUGCCGCCUACCACGUGCCGGACGUGCGGCUGGUGCGCUGUGAUCCGCUGCGAUGUGAGGGCGCCGAGUCGGCGCUCCUGCUGCGCAUCACCAAUCCCACGAUCAACGAGAUGACGGUGACCAUCAUGGAGCUGCCCACGGUCGACGAGGAGCGGCUGCUGAUACAGGAGCUGAAGGCGAUGGCGCUCGAAAGUGGGACGGCAGCGUCUGUCGCGUCCGCCGGUGGUGUCGGUGGUGGUACCGGCGGUCAGACAUCCCUGACCAGCUUGAGUCAGGGAUUCGCCCGACAGGGCAUGCUAAUCGAGGAACCGAGGCUAGUUGAUCGGGCGGUCAACGGGACGCUCAAGCUGCCCGACAGCAGCUUCACCGUAAACCAGCGCGACGAUUCGGCCGAGUUCGACGAGGUCGUGCAGGGACACCAGGAUGAGCCGAAAUUCAUCGUCUGGCGGAAGGCAAACCAUGUCGUUAUUCGACUCGGGGUGCAGCCGAAACCGGACGUGCAGCCGGACGAGGACGUAGUGGUUGGGUUCACGCUGCAGUACACCUACUUCAAUACGGUUGCGGACAAGAGCGUUGCUUCAGCCGCCGCAACAUCCACACCGUCGCUGAGCGGUACGAGCAAGGAACAGAAAUGGCACGCACUAAAUACGCGCAUUUACAUAAACCUAGGAAAGCUGCAACCCGUGGGCGUGGAAUGAGUCGCGUGGGCGUAUAAUAAGAUGAACGCAUUCGUUGCUUGAAGUGGUUCGAUUAGGGGAUAGGUCUUCGCUUUCGUAAGUGUGGCACGUAUUAUUAUGGCACUGUCGACACGAAAACGAGUAAGCAAAAAAAAAAAAAACAAACAAACAAGUAACUCACGUUAAACCAGCUGUAGCAUAAUAUCUCCAUUUUAUUUAUGAUAUAUAUAUUCUUUCGCUUAUGCUACAAGCAAUAAACACAAUACUACACUAUAAAUAGA